AUGAUCUCUUUGAUAGGCAAGCGAGGGAUGCUGCUGCUAAGAAUGUCGGACAAGUCCUCGCAGGAACAACUCAUGGACGACCUCAUCCUCAAGAUGGCGGAAGCAGCUCCAUACGAGCUCCCCAACAUCGCGAGUCAGAACCUCAAGGAGAUCUCAAGCCCCAAGUUCUUCCUGCGCAUCGCUUCCAUGAGCGACGAGUCACAAGACGAGACCAGGAAGCAGCAGCUCUCAGCGCUCGCAGACAACCUUGUGGCAACGCUGGAAGUAGUUGUUCAGAGAACUGAAGAGAAGCUUGACGAUGCCGCUGAGCUGAUCCAGGGGAUCCUCAGCUCUGCGGCUGAGCCCAACGGCGAGUUCAUCGUUCCGUUGAAGGCAGACAAGAUCAACACCAUGAGGAAGAAAGUCUCGGAGAAGAAGCAGAACCUGGGGGACGAGGGGGUCCUCGCCACUGUGUUUGCCUACAUGAAGAAGGCCAGCGAAGAUCGCCUUGACGGGAUGGUCGUGAUCUGUCAGAAGCUCCUGCAGAUGUGGGCGGCGGAAGAACUUCUGGCUGCAGGCACGAGCGACGAAGUUCUCGGUCGGAUUCUCCGAGCCGACGCUGACCAGUGGGGGUCUUUACUGGAGGAGGUGCUCAAGGGUGAAGCCCCUCAGACUGACAAGGACACGCUCUCGGCCUCCGUGCAGAGCUGCGUUGAGAAGGUUGUCCUGCAGAAAGCGAGCGGAAGUUAUGGCCAACGCGUGCAAGCUGAAUUUCUGCGAGAGCUAAUGUCAAAGAUCCGUGAAGUCUCUGCUGAGGCUGCCAAGUGA
Guillardia theta CCMP2712 is the source of this 807-nucleotide messenger RNA. RefSeq lists its product as hypothetical. Lineage: Eukaryota; Cryptophyceae; Pyrenomonadales; Geminigeraceae. The coding region runs from base 1 to 807 and encodes 268 amino acids. The transcript has 4 exons. The record is from RefSeq and is a predicted model, not a curated record.